AUGGCAUCACCAUCGUCGUCAAAGGUGCGCCUCUUAGCGGCUACAUCAUCGAAAGCGCUUUCACCAUGUAGUGCCGCUGCAUCUCGUUCCCGACUUGCUUCUGCACGGUUCUUCUCAACUUCAACCACUCACUUCGUCUCGACUUCUCGGGGCGAUCCGUCCACCAGCUCCUCCUCUGCCGGCCAAGGCCUGACGGGGUCCGACAAACUGCUCCAAGAAGCGUUGCGUCUGGAAGAGGAGGAAGAAGUUGCGCUCUCCAAGCAAUCUCGAAGGCAGGACCCGAACGAUCCCAUCUGGACGGGCGAAGAGCGUGUACAGGACACGGUGCUGCGGAUGGUCAUGGACAAGUACAAACCCCUCCGCGUCCGACUCGGAGACGAGAACAAGGACCCAGCGGACGAAAAGAUCAAAGCGGGCAUCCAAACACCUUCCCCUCCCGCAGCCUCGUCCUCCUCCGCAGCUGACGACGGGGCUAGCAAGCUCUUUGUUUCCCCCAGCGUCGAAGGUGCGCACGAAGACGGCCGGAAGCUGCCCAAGACGCCAGAUCAAAAGCCAUGGAGAGCGGUGUAUGUCCGACCAGCGCACUUGCUCGGUGUCGGAGCCGCGGAGGAGUUCGCACCGAGCAUCUACUACGGCCAGUUCCUCAAGUCUUCCUCCUCCACACUAAACGCAAGCAGCGAGGCACGGAACAAGCUUAAAGCAGCAGGAGUCAACGUGUCCGCUCUCCCGCUCGACGACCCAAAAGCGAUGAAGCAGCUGCGCCAGGGUAUCAAGACCGUCGAGCGCCGUGGCAAGCUGAUGCGUGCCCGAGACAGCGUGAUUGACUACCAGCUCUCCCAGCACUCCUCCUCCGAAGUUGCAGAAGAACAAGAAGGAGAGAUAAAGGGAGAUCAAGUCUCGGAUACGAACCGCAACCUGCAGCUCCAGCUCGGCCAUGCACAGGGGUGGGACAGCGUGAUUGAAAAACGCAUCAAGGCCGCCCUCGAAUCGGGCCUGUUCAAGGAUAACAAGCUGCGCGGCAAACCAAUCAAGCGCGAUAUGCAGGAGAAGAACCCGUUCCUCGCACGCGAAGAAUACUUUAUGAACCGCAUCGUCAAGCGCCAAGGUGCCGCGCCGCCCUGGGUGGAGCUCAACAUGGAGCUCGAGACCGAGCUCCGUAGCUGGCGGCAAAGAUUCGACGAUUCGUGGGUCCGCCGAGCCACCCGCAUGAUCACCACCUCCCCGACACUCGGCGAGGGCCUCGAAGCCUUACCUCUUCCCGCUGCUCACGGUUCCAACGCGCUCUCCACGGGAACGGCAGAGAUCGCAGCGGCCGAGACGGGAGCCGAGGCGAAACUCGUCCUCGAGGUACCAGCCGCUCGAACGGCGGGCGAGCAGCGCCUCAUCGACGUCGCCUCUCGUUUCCGUGACCCGGAGUGGGAGGCACGGGAGAGGGCGUACCACACGCACGAGAUGAAACGCCUCAACGAUUUGGUCCGCAAACAUAACCACUUGGCACCGUUUACGGCGCGCAAGGGUUUGAUGGUGUUGGACGUCGAGUUGGCGGCCAUGUGGACGCGGACGCUGCCGAGACUGGUGUACGAGGUGUCUGCGGUCUUGCACGCAAAGGCGAAUGGCGGACAGAGUGAAGGGAAGCGGGUCGAUGGGUGGGACGCGUUGUUGCAGAAGGAAGGGGGCGGGGCGAUGAGGUAUGAUCUUUGGGGGACAGAGGUGAGGCAAGGCGCAAGUGCGGGGAGCGUCGAGAAGGGGAGAGCGUAG
Sporisorium graminicola is the source of this 1758-nucleotide messenger RNA. RefSeq lists its product as uncharacterized. The coding region runs from base 1 to 1758 and encodes 585 amino acids. NCBI's taxonomy places the organism in Eukaryota, Fungi, Basidiomycota, Ustilaginomycetes, Ustilaginales, Ustilaginaceae. The transcript has a single exon. The record is from RefSeq and is a predicted model, not a curated record.